Messenger RNA from Sinocyclocheilus grahami, 380 nucleotides. RefSeq names its product E3 ubiquitin-protein ligase Itchy-like. Lineage: Eukaryota; Metazoa; Chordata; Actinopteri; Cypriniformes; Cyprinidae. Bases 56 to 376 code for a protein of 106 amino acids. The record is from RefSeq and is a predicted model, not a curated record. The transcript has 3 exons.
AUUUAUUUGUGUAUUUCAGAUUUGAGCCACAACAAGUGUUUUUAAUGGCCGCACAAUGAAGGCUCAGCUUCAGAUCACAGUUCUGUCCGCUAAGCUUCGGGACAGUAAGAAGAACUGGUUUGGGCCCAGUCCUUAUGUUGAGGUGUGUGUGGACGGCCAGUCGAAGAAGACGGAGAAAUGCACCAACACUCACAGUCCCAAAUGGAAACAGUCUCUCACUGUUGAAGCUGAACUCUCCUCCUGUCCGGAUUCAAUUCGCACGGAUCGACUGUCACGCAGAGCACACGCGAUCGGGCAAUAUACAAAUGCACAUUUCACAAGAUCUCACUGCUGGUUUCGACAGUCUGCAAGGUUUGUGAAAUUAAAUGUUCAUUAGUCAU